Cyprinus carpio (common carp) is the source of this 3211-nucleotide messenger RNA. RefSeq names its product endothelin-3-like. Gene Ontology annotation, biological process: intracellular calcium ion homeostasis; regulation of vasoconstriction; regulation of systemic arterial blood pressure by endothelin. The record is from RefSeq and is a predicted model, not a curated record. Gene Ontology annotation, cellular component: extracellular region. Lineage: Eukaryota; Metazoa; Chordata; Actinopteri; Cypriniformes; Cyprinidae. Gene Ontology annotation, molecular function: hormone activity; endothelin B receptor binding.
AGUGUAAAUAACGGACUGUUUUAGGAUGUCUAUACACAAAAGAUGGACAACAAAGAGAAGUACAAUUUUUGUAAUAUCAUGCUGACAUGGUCUGUCAUGUUUCAGAGCAUCAGUCGCUCCUCUGAACUCGUGUGUGCGCGCGCGGUCACCAGUGGGUGGUGUCAACACGCGCUAUAAAUAGGCUAUACAUUUUGUCUGACUGUUAAAAAAAACUUUUUUUCCUUUUCACCCGAGCUUUUUCAGAGAUGAAGAAGAUGAUGCUCAGAAGUGGUUUGUGGACUGAAGUGGAAUUCUUUUGGAAGACGUUUUUAAUUUAAAAACUCGGAUACCGCGUCUGGCAACUUGUUCACAUAUCGGUUGCGCGCUCAGAGAGGACGCUGGCAAAAUGGCAAAACUGUUCCCUGGUGUUCUUUUGUUAAUUCUGAGUUUGUUAGACAUUUUUACCGUGGGUGCAUCAUUAUCCAGGACAGGAGACCUGCACUCAUCUCCAGUCUUCUCUGACGAUUCGAACAGUGCUUUACAUCAGCAGCAGACAGAAGCAGAGCUCAUUUCAACAUCACACACCCACACAAGAUCCAAGCGCUGCACUUGCUACUCCUUUAAGGACAGGGAAUGUGUUUAUUACUGUCACUUGGGCAUCAUCUGGAUCAACACCCCACAGCGCACAGUCCCGUAUGGCAUGUCCAGCUACCGCAGCCCUCAGCGUCUGAGACGCUCCAGUGGGGCAGUGCUUCAUCGCUGCACAUGUGCAGACCACAGUGAUGCCCAGUGCUACAACUUCUGUAAUGCAAGAACACGGAAUGUGCCUGACAGAAGAUUGAAAGGACGUCCACCUGGGUAAAAACACGUCACAGCUUGAGCCUCUGAGAUCAGGACUGAUGAUCAGCAUCAAACGGGCACCUAACUAGGUGGUUUUGGAUUUUUACAGACUUGGCUCGAAACCUACCCCACAUUCCUCACCGUGUUAUAUUUCCUGGAACACCCUUGAUUCAUCUGGACCACGGUAACAAGUGAAUUCUUUAGAAAACUCUUUGCAGAUUUCGGAAGCAUAUCUGGGACCCUCGUCCUUGUUUCAAGGGUUAUGUCCACUUGUUUCAGCUUGACUUUACGUCUAAUAUUCAGUGGAUGUCCUUGAAUUUAGGAGGCUUGGAAAUAAACCUGCGCAUUAUCUCCACUUUGCGGGCUGAUUUUUAGAGAGCACACAGAUGGAUUACUGGGUGAAGAUGGAGAUGAAGGGGGUCUUGAAUUUUUACACACACUGAGGCUUCUACACUUUGGUUGAUAGCAGAAAACUAGAUAUGACAUUUUAUAUUCCUAAGAUGGUUUUGAGCUCAAAUCUUAUUAUUCAUGCAUAAAAUUAUGGGUCCACUGAGACUAGUACUGAAAGCUGAAUAUUAAAGUAAAUGGUCUAUUACUCUAAUACUACACAAAAUACCAUAAAUAUAUAUGGCAUAUACCUCCUGCAGGUACCAAAGCAUUUAAAAAAAAAACUUACAUUAAGCACCUUUGGAUGGCUUAUCAGCAAUAAUAAUUUGUUGUAAUUUCACUACUAUUUAAUUUUCACUUUGUAAACAAAUAUUUUCAUUUUCAUAAACACUUUUGAAUAAUAAAUGGUCAUUUUACAAUGUUAUUAAUGACAAGCUUGAUUUAUCUUGCGUUUUAACAGUUCUGUAUCAUCUAAGGUGUAUCCUUAACCAUGUUUAGUUGCUUUGGUUAGUUUUCCUUUAAAGAUGUAAUUCAUUGCUGGCAAGACAGGGAUUUAAUAAAAGUUGGCUGCCUAUGCAGCACAAAGACAGUUUUUUAAAACCAGUACUAUUAGGCUAGAAAACGGGCUGUGAAGAAAAAAGGUAGGAAAACUAAAACAUCCAUAAUGCAUUGGGCUCAAUUAAACUAUUCGUGAGCAGGGAUAUAAAAAUGAGGAAGUACGAUCUGUAUAGUUUUCAGAAGUCAACACCCCAUACAUAUUUUAAAUAUAGUUUUUUUGUUUGUUUGUUUGUUUGUUUAUCUGCUUUUUUACAAAACCUAAUAUUAUUUCACAGUACAUUAAUUUUAUAGUAUGUUCAUUAUGUUCAUAAACUGUAUUACUGUGAGCCGUCCUCAGACUAAUAGUGUUUGCAGAGACAUGAAUGUAAAUGAAAAUAUUCGGUAGGCGUAAAUGUUGUAAAGUACAAAGAAGAUACAGUUUAUUUCUGUUUACUGACACAAUGGUUAAUGCCAGUCUAGUUUUUAAGGCAUACAUGACAUGGCAUGAUAUGAUAACAGCAUAUGACCCAGCCUGUAUGUUUGGUUAUUUUCAGAUGAUAACAUUGGUUGAAUUUAACAGGUUGUGCACAGUAUUUGAUGAUCAUUCAUACUAUGUCAUGUAUUAUAUAUACCAUUUUUUUAUUUAAAUAUAUAUUUAUUUUUAUUUAAUGCUGUUUCAUCUCUGUGCUUGAUCAGAUUUCUUGUUGACAUUAAGUGGCAAUUUCAUCUGCCACUCUUUAAUGUUUUUCAUAUGCCAGUUUUUAAUAACCUUUGUAGAUAGUUUACAUAGGACUUUCUGAUCUAGAACAUUCUCAGUAUGUCCCCUUGCUUUUCUUGAAACUUGAGCUUUUGGCUUAGGUAGGAGAAAUUGUGUGUUUUGCAUUAUGCAUAAAAUUCUUAGCACAAACAUCAGAACAGUGUCAGAUAUGGCAGCCCCAAAGAAGUUUUUACAACAUCCUACAAAAACCAAAAUGUUUCAACAACUAUAACUGUUAGAGAUGUUGGAUGAAAAAUUGUUUUGCCUGAGAAAUUGCAAUUAUAGCAAAGAAUGUGCUGAUGGUAUUCCAUUCGUGAACAAAUACAUCUGUUUUUGUGAGAUGUGGCAUAUAGUAGGAUUGUGCAUAACAUUUCAUCUUUGUUUUUGAAUAUUGUCAGUCCAGUUGCUAUGUGCUGCUGUUGUGGCUUUAAUAAUUUAAAGGGGGUUAAAUCUGGGUUAGAUUAAAAUAUUGACAGCAUAUGUGACAUGCAUGUCCUUCAGCUUGUAAAAAUAAAGACAAUGCUUAAAACAACUUUAAAUUUUAGUAAUUCAAAUAUGGCUUUUAUUGAAAUAUGCAGUCAUACAGUCUGUUUUCUAUUGUAGUAUUUUAAAAGGUGUUUUAUUCUUCUGAUGUCAAAGCUGAAUUUUCAGUAUCAUUACUCCAGUCUUCAGUGUCACAUGAUCCUUCAGAAAUCAUUAUAAUAUGCUGAU